Molecule: messenger RNA, 5798 nt
Organism: Branchiostoma belcheri (Belcher's lancelet)
Lineage: Eukaryota; Metazoa; Chordata; Leptocardii; Amphioxiformes; Branchiostomatidae
Exons: 6
Coding region: 81-5534 (1817 amino acids)
Biological process (GO): motor neuron axon guidance; cell communication
Cellular component (GO): membrane
Source: RefSeq, a predicted model, not a curated record
AGGACCCAGUGGAAGUGCUGGGAAAUGUGGAUCUGGAGGCGGACCCCUUCACUGGAAGAUUGGCAAGCUCAUACACCUGAAUGGACUUAUCUCUGUACAAGGUGGAGAUGGACAGGAUGCUGGCACGAGGUGGUGGAAGUGGAGGUAGCGUUCUGAUAGAGGCAACAAACAUGACUGGCCAUGGUGAGGUCAAUGUCAAUGGUGGGGACGGAAACCAAAAGGGUGGUGGCGGUGCAGGAGGAAGAAUCGGUAUCCACAUACGCCACCAGAACAACUAUGGCGGAAAGUUUACAGCCCAGGGUGGAAGUGGUGGUAAUGCUAAUGUGGACGAGGUUGGCGAUGGUGCAGCUGGAACUGUGUACAAGUAUGAGUCACGCCGAGGCCCACAGUAUCGCGAACUGAAAUACAACCCUAACUUAAAUGUCACGGUUUUCAAACCUGAUCACUCCAAGUUAAAGAUUGACAAUGGAGAAAAAGAUGUUGAUCAUCCUGCAAUGGUGAUGGAAGUCAAUACAACAUUUUACGAGUUUGACGAGAUUCAAGUGGAAGGUUAUUCCUAUGUACACUUUUACCAUCCAGAAGAAGCUGUGAAUGUCACAGUGGUUGCUCAUGAACUAACUGGAAAUAAGAAAGGACUGAUCCGAGUACAGAACAGACAACGGUUAUUCAUCCACAUUGUUGAGUCUACACAUACAUACUUGGAUGCACCAUGCAGCUUCCAUGUUGACCAAGGUGGAGAGGUGGUCCUCCCUACAACAGUUGUACUGUUAAGUGAGAUGACAGUUUUGGAAGGUCGGAUGACUGGAGUCGAAGAGCUUUACAUAGAGAGAAAUGGGGAACUUCGUAUCACUGGAACUGCCCACACGGCAUCUCUACCUGAAGAGGCACAGUGGUACAGUGAUGAUCCAUUUGAACCCUACACACCUGGUCUCAUCACCGCAGGAAGCCUCACUGUAAACAACCUAGGAAAGGUGACAGUCGAACUUACACCCAUUCAUGCAAUGUUUGACAUUGGGGUGGUAGAAAUCAAAGAUGGAGGUGUGAUACAGAUUGACACACAUCAUGCAACCAUCAACACAACGGCCUUGAGGAUUGAAAGAAGUGCAGAGAUGACAUCAACAGGAGGAGGCUAUGAUGCAAGUCAAGGCCCUGGAGCUGGUGGCACUGGCUCUGGUGGUGGAUAUGCCUCACCAGGUGGUGAUGGAGAAAGCAGCUCAGGAGGCAGUGCUUAUGGGUCCAUGAUCCUGCCCUCUGACCCAGGGAGUGGUGGAGGCAGAGCAUCAGGAGGAUCAGGGGGAGGACAUCUCCAAAUCCAAACUGGCAGGGAUGUUUUUCUGGAUGGAACUAUUUCAAGCAAUGGUGAGGAUGGUGAAGCCCAAGCAGACAGCGGUGGUGGCAGCGGUGGUACCGUCAUGAUAAACUGUCAGCAGAUCACAGGACAUGGACUGGUGCAGGCAAAUGGGGGUGUUGGAAAGGUCUUAUCAAGCCAUUAUGAAAAUGGUGGAGGAAGUGGUGGACGGGUAGCCAUCCACCAACGGGAGACCUUUAGCUUCCAAGGGACUGUUGAAGCCCUCGGAGCGUAUGGACGACAUUAUGGUUCAGCAGGGACUGUCUACAUCCGGGAGACACUGGGUGACACAGUGUAUAACCAACUCUGGCUGGACAACAAAGGUAGAACAUGCCGCAAUCAUGUGGUCAUCGACGAAAGUGGCCAAGGCAACUUCACCUUCCACCGAGUCCAUCUUGUGCGAAAGGCAUGUCUGCGAACCAAGCAGUUACCAAGUGGAAGUGCAACAGUGAGAAUCACACUGAUUACUGGAGAUGGGACGGGGACACUCACCAUCAGAAACAAUCACAUUGCAUUCAUCCAAACUGAUGAACUUUGCACAUUCAUACCUGCCAAUGUUGUGGUGGAAAGUGGGGGAUUCUUGGUCCUACCGUUAGAGACCACAAUACAGUCCACCCUGCAGGUUAGAGGUGCCCUAUAUGGAGUUGAACACCUUUAUGUCAAGGGAACUGUUAAGUUUUACAACUCUGGGUACAGUGCUUGUCACAAUUGUACACUGGGAAGUGGAGAAAGAGGUCAAUACUGGUUCACAGGGGUAACUGUUCUCAAUGGAGGAAAGUUAGAAAUUAUGCGAGGCAGGACAACAAACCUUCAUCACUACUCUGUUCAAGUCAGGACGUCUGAAUACUUUGAUGUGGACUAUGGAGGGGAAGUAAGUGUCGGGGAUGGUGUUGUUAUCUACACGCUUGAUACAAAGGUAGAAAAGAUUGCUGUCAUGACAGCUAACGGAGGUGGUUAUGUUGCUGAACGUGGUAAACGUGGUCCUGGAUAUGGUAGUACCUGCAGUGGUGGUCAUGGAGGUGGGGCAGGGCAUGGAGGAAGAGGGGAAUUUUCCUGUGCAGGAGGGACAUAUGACGCAGAAUGCUCCCCAACAUGGGUGGGCAGUGGAGGUGGAGACUGCUCUGAAGGUGGGGGAGGCACAGGAGGUGGAGCCAUGAAGGUGGUGAGCAGCCGAUUGCUACAACUGGAGGGAACAUUGACUGCUGAUGGAUCUCAAGCAUCUUUAGGCGGGGGAGGAGGAAGUGGAGGCACAAUAUGGAUUGAUGGAUUAUACAUGGAAGGAUGGGCAGGUACCUCAAGUACUGGUGGUGAUGGUAGUAGCCAUUGUUAUAAUUUAUGUAGUUGGAGUUCUUCUUGCUGUGGCACUCACACUGGUGGUGAUGGUGGAGGUGGCCGCAUCAGAAGCUACUCACCAAAUAGCCUUCCCAAGGUGCUCCGGUAUCGUCGCACAGUCAAGGAUUCCUCACACAACUCCGGAGCUGGAACAAUAUCUGAAGUAAACACAUGCUGCAGCGGCCGUGGUGUGUGGCAAGAAGACUCAGAAUCCUGCACCUGUAAUGACGGUUUCACCGGGCUUGGCUGUCAGGUCAAGUGUGAUAAUGUCGGGACCUGUAACGGACAAGGUGUUUGUGAUACAACUGGUGAGUGUGAAUGUAACCCAGGCUUUGUAGGCUACCGAUGUGAACAUCAGUGUGACCCUACAGUAGACUGCAGUGGGAAUGGUGUCUGUAGUCCAUACGGCACCUGCGUAUGUGACCCUUGCCACACAGGCAGUGAUUGUUCUAUUCUGUGCAGUGGACAUGGUUCUUGUGACAAUGGGCACUGUCAGUGUGACUCAUGCUACCUUGGCCCAUACUGUCACUCUGAAUGCAAUGGGAAGGGAACUUGCAAUGGUGGAGAAUGUGAGUGCAUAGAAAGCUGGCGAGGAAAAUUGUGUACAAUCGCAGGUUGCCCUGGCCAAGGAGAAGAUUGCUCUGGAAGAGGCAUCUGUAACGCCUACCUCCAUGAGUGUAUCUGUGAACCAGGUUGGAAGGGAGAGGACUGUACAGUUGCUGACUGUCCAGGAGAACCCAACUGCUAUGACAGAGGGCACUGCAAUUCCACCACAAACCCACCCUCAUGCCAGAACUGCCAAGAAGGGUGGAUGGGACCGGCCUGUAACAAUCCAUGUGUGCACGGUGUGCAGGAGCCAAUGAACAGUGGGGUCUGUGUCUGUGAGCCGUGCUGGAGUGGAAAAGGGUGUAACAGUCUCUGCUCUGGUCAUGGCACAUGUUCAGAUGACAACUCUACAUGUAUUUGCGAUCCUCUGAGUGGACGUAGAGGUGAUGUCUGCGAAGUCCCCGGAUGUCCAGGCAUUGAAGAAGACUGCACUGGCCAUGGAGACUGCAAUAGUGGGAUUCAUGAGUGUGAAUGCUACAACGGAUGGAUUGGUAUUGGCUGCCACAUCCCAGACUGCCCAGGAACUCCUGACUGCCACAGACGUGGUUUCUGUAACACAACAGGGGAAACGCCAACGUGUACCAACUGUAUCAGUGGCUGGAUGGGGCCAGCCUGUAAUGACCCAUGUGUCCACGGUGUUCAAGAUCCAAUGGACAGUGGCAACUGCAGGUGUUAUCCUGGUUGGGCUGGGUUGGGAUGCAACUCAGAGUGCUCAGAGCAUGGAGUCAUUGUUGGUGGCAGAUGUGAAUGUGAUUAUGACACAGGAUGGAAGGGUGAGCUCUGUGAUGUACCUGGCUGCCCAGGACUCUUUGGACUUGACUGCAGCGGGAGGGGUGGCUGUGAUAGUGCAACACACCAGUGUACAUGCUAUGAAGGCUGGACAGGGGCAGGCUGUGAAUAUGCUGACUGCCCAGGAAGUCCAGAUUGUGCUGGAAGAGGCAUGUGUGAUGGAUCUACUAGUCCACCCGUAUGUCGGAACUGUACACAAGGUUGGAUGGGCCCUGCCUGUGAGGAUCCAUGUGUUCAUGGACAUCAAGAGCCAAUGGACAGUGGGAACUGUGUUUGUGACUCUGGAUGGGUGGGAGUAGGAUGUGACUCAGAGUGUUCUGGACAUGGAACAAUUGAGAACGGCCACUGUGUCUGCUUCUAUGAAGAAGGCUGGAAGGGGGAACACUGUGACAUCCCUGGUUGUCCAGGUAUGUCUAACCUGGACUGUUCAGGAAGAGGUGAAUGUAACAGCGCUCUACACACCUGUGUCUGUCAUGCAGGCUGGACCAAUAUUGGUUGUGAGGACCCAGAUUGCCCUGGACAUCCUGACUGUUACAAUCGUGGCACAUGUAAUGCACUCUUUGACCCACCGCGAUGUACCAAUUGUUCACUAGGCUGGAUGGGUGCAGACUGUAAUGACCCCUGUGAGCAUGGCCACCAAGAACCCAUGGACAGCGGUAACUGUGUGUGUGAUGCUUGCUAUGCUGGCCGGGGUUGUACCAGUGAAUGUUCAGGCAAUGGUGUAUGUGAAAAUGGAGAAUGUAGGUGCUCUGACAACUGGCGUGGCUCCCUGUGUGAAAUCCCUGGGUGUCCUGGAGAAGGGGAAGACUGUAGUGGACAUGGGGAAUGUAACAGCGUUCAACAUAAAUGUUUCUGCUUCCCUGGCUGGAGUGGAAAUGGCUGUGAAACCCCAGAUUGCCCAGGAGAACCCGACUGCAACAACCGCGGGUACUGUAAUGGUACAGGACGAUCUACACCCAUUUGUACAAACUGCCAGGAAGGUUGGAUGGGUCCUGCCUGUGACGACCCAUGUGUCCAUGGAAAGCAAGAACCCAUGGACAGUGGCAUCUGCAAAUGUUAUACUUGUUACACCGGAUACAACUGUGACAGUGAAUGUUCUGGCAAUGGUCAGUGUGUCAAUGGUAGAUGUGAGUGCGACAACUGGAUGGUUGGGAACAGCUUUGUGGGAGAGCUGUGUGAGCAGCAAGGCUGUCCUGGUGAGGACUGUAAUGCUCAUGGUUCCUGUAACUCAGCCACACAGACCUGCACGUGUUACCCUGGCUGGAUGGGGAUGACUGCAGCAUUCCAGACUGCCCAGGAUCACCAAGCUGCUCAGGUCAUGGAAAGUGUCUACCAACAGUACCACGUACGUGUCUCUGUGAGUCAGACUGGGCAGGGGAAAUUUGCGACAUUCCCUGCCUCCAUGGCAACAACAUCAAUGGCACAGAAUGCAUCUGUGAGGACUGCUACAGUGGUAUAGGCUGCCAUGACGUCUGUUCAGGCAACGGCAUUUGCGUCAACAAUACUUGUGAGUGCUACUUUGAAGCCGGAUAUAAAGGAGAUGUGUGCUCUAUCCCAGGGUGUCCUGGAUGGCCACAUGACUGCAGUAACCAUGGCACAUGCAACCUUGCUGUGAAAGAGUGCACCUGUGAUCCAGGAUGGAGAGGAGUUGGCUGCCAAAUUCCUGACUGCCCGGGAACCCCUGACUGCCUGCUGAGAGGUGAUUGUCUGGUACCACCUGGAG